This is a messenger RNA of Acanthosepion pharaonis, 588 nucleotides long. NCBI's taxonomy places the organism in Eukaryota, Metazoa, Mollusca, Cephalopoda, Sepiida, Sepiidae. The record is from the annotation of a GenBank genome assembly.
AUGGGAAACCUGAAAUAUUUAUUUUAUUUUUGUCUGGUGGCUGUUGUCCUAACAGUUGUGACGGCUCAGUAUGAAGAUUAUCGAUGCAAAUGUGUGUGUCCUUCACAGACUGUUGUUAAUGCUUCAGAAACAGGCAGGAAAGUUUACAUCAGAAAGGUCAAUCCUAAUCAAUGUAAAUGUGAAGAUGUAGUUCGACCAUUGCCAGAAAAAGCCACAGAAUUUUGUCCCAGAUGCGAAUGCAAGUACCAGAGCAGAAAUACAACUUUGAUAAAGAUCAUGGUCACUAUUAUCAUCUGUAUUGUCUCUCUGCUAUUUGUCUACAUGGUAUUUUUGCUGUGUCUGGACCCGUUGCUUGUGAAGAAGCCAGGACGUUACACAGAGCAGACAAAUGAGGAGGAUGAACAGUCAUUGCCUCCACCUGCUCCAGGAACAUCCGCACCAUCCACACCACCAGCACCCUCACUGCGUGCACAUCUUGGUAGGCAGCGUUCGAUCCUCAAUCGUGUCAGUGAUGAGCAGAAGAAAUGGAAAGGAACAGUACAAGAACAAAGAAGGAAUAUCUACGAUCGCCAUUCUAUGUUGAAUUAA